GGGAGGCCGGGAGAGCCAGCGGCGGGGGCGGGAGCCCGGCGGGCUCCGCACUGAGCAGAGAGAGAGAGAGAGAGAGAGCGCUCGGCCAGCCGCCGUUCGGCGCGCUCUCGGAGCCGCCAGUCCGCGCGUCCCCGCAGCCUUCCGGGAGGAAGCGGCGCCGGGGCCGGGUGCAGCCUCACCUGCCGGCCCUUCCCCGCCGGGCGGCGCAGAAGGACAGAGGGUCGCGGCUCCGCGACGCACUUGAGCCGGUCGCAGCGUCUAGGACCCCGCGCGGGGCACCGGCUCCAUGGCGACCGGGCUCGGGGAGCCCGUCUACGGACUUUCGGAAGAGGAGGGAGAAUCCCGUAUUCUCAGAGUGAAAGUUGUUUCUGGAAUUGACCUCGCCAAAAAGGACAUAUUUGGAGCCAGUGACCCGUAUGUGAAGCUGUCCUUGUAUGUAGCGGAUGAGAAUAGAGAACUUGCUUUGGUUCAGACAAAGACAAUUAAAAAGACGCUGAACCCGAAGUGGAACGAGGAAUUUUAUUUUAGAGUAAAUCCAUCCAAUCACAGGCUCCUGUUUGAAGUCUUUGACGAGAACAGAUUGACAAGAGACGACUUCCUGGGUCAGGUGGACGUGCCUCUUAGUCACCUUCCGACAGAAGAUCCAACCAUGGAGAGACCUUAUACGUUUAAGGACUUUCUCCUGCGACCAAGAAGUCAUAAAUCGCGAGUCAAGGGGUUCUUGCGGUUGAAAAUGGCCUACAUGCCGAAAAACGGGGGUCAGGAUGAAGAGAACAGCGAGCAGAGAGACGACAUGGAGCACGGAUGGGAAGUUGUUGACUCAAACGACUCAGCUUCCCAGCACCAGGAGGAGCUCCCUCCGCCUCCCCUGCCACCAGGAUGGGAAGAGAAAGUGGACAAUUUAGGCCGCACUUACUAUGUCAAUCACAACAACAGGAGUACGCAGUGGCACCGGCCCAGCUUGAUGGAUGUGUCCUCUGAGUCAGACAACAACAUCAGGCAGAUCAACCAGGAGGCUGCACACCGGCGCUUCCGCUCUCGCAGGCACAUCAGUGAAGAUUUGGAGCCCGAGGCCUCGGAAGGCGGUGGAGAGGGCCCUGAGCCUUGGGAGACCAUUUCAGAGGAAAUGAACAUGGCAGGAGAUUCCCUCAGCCUGGCUCUGCCCCCACCGCCUGCCUCGCCAGGGUCUCGGACCAGCCCCCAAGAGCUGUCGGAGGAACUAAGCAGAAGGUUACAGAUCACUCCGGACUCCAAUGGGGAACAGUUCAGUUCUCUGAUCCAGAGAGAGCCCUCAUCAAGGCUUCGGUCCUGCAGCGUUACAGACACGGUUGCUGAGCAGGCUCACCUACCCCCGCCAUCAGUGGCCUAUGUACAUACCACGCCGGGCCUCCCUUCAGGCUGGGAAGAAAGAAAGGAUGCUAAGGGACGUACAUACUAUGUCAAUCAUAACAAUCGAACCACAACGUGGACUCGACCAAUAAUGCAGCUUGCAGAAGAUGGUGCCUCCGGAUCAGCCACAAACAGUAACAACCACCUAGUCGAGCCUCAGAUCCGCCGGCCCCGUAGCCUCAGCUCGCCGACAGUAACUUUAUCUGCCCCGCUGGAGGGUGCCAAGGACUCACCCAUACGCCGCGCUGUGAAAGAUACCCUUUCCAACCCACAAUCCCCUCAGCCGUCACCUUACAACUCCCCCAAACCACAACACAAAGUCACACAGAGCUUCCUGCCGCCAGGCUGGGAGAUGAGGAUAGCUCCAAACGGCCGGCCCUUCUUCAUUGACCAUAACACAAAGACUACAACAUGGGAAGAUCCACGGCUGAAAUUUCCAGUACAUAUGCGGUCAAAAGCAUCCUUAAACCCCAAUGACCUGGGCCCUCUUCCUCCUGGUUGGGAGGAAAGGAUCCACCUGGAUGGCCGAACAUUUUACAUUGACCAUAAUAGCAAAAUUACUCAGUGGGAAGAUCCAAGACUACAGAACCCAGCCAUCACUGGUCCGGCUGUUCCUUACUCCAGAGAAUUUAAGCAGAAAUAUGACUACUUUAGGAAGAAAUUAAAGAAACCUGCUGAUAUUCCAAACAGGUUUGAAAUGAAACUUCACAGAAACAACAUAUUUGAAGAGUCCUAUCGGAGGAUCAUGUCUGUGAAAAGACCCGAUGUCCUAAAGGCUAGACUGUGGAUUGAGUUUGAAUCAGAGAAAGGCCUGGACUAUGGGGGUGUGGCCAGGGAGUGGUUCUUCUUACUGUCCAAAGAAAUGUUCAACCCCUACUAUGGCCUCUUUGAGUACUCUGCCACGGACAACUACACGCUUCAGAUCAAUCCCAACUCAGGCCUCUGUAAUGAAGACCAUUUGUCCUAUUUCACUUUCAUUGGAAGAGUGGCUGGCUUGGCAGUGUUUCAUGGGAAACUCUUAGACGGAUUCUUCAUCCGACCGUUCUACAAGAUGAUGUUGGGGAAGCAGAUAACUCUGAACGACAUGGAGUCUGUGGACAGCGAGUACUACAACUCUUUGAAAUGGAUCUUAGAAAACGACCCCACGGAACUUGACCUCAUGUUCUGCAUAGAUGAAGAGAACUUUGGGCAGACCUAUCAAGUGGAUCUGAAGCCCAAUGGGUCAGAAAUAAUGGUAACGAAUGAAAACAAAAGAGAAUAUAUUGACUUAGUCAUCCAGUGGAGAUUUGUGAACAGGGUCCAGAAGCAAAUGAAUGCCUUCUUGGAGGGAUUUACAGAACUUCUUCCAAUCGAUUUGAUUAAAAUUUUCGAUGAAAAUGAGCUGGAGUUGCUGAUGUGUGGCCUUGGUGAUGUCGACGUGAAUGACUGGAGACAGCAUUCUAUUUACAAGAAUGGCUACUGCCCCAAUCAUCCCGUCAUCCAGUGGUUCUGGAAGGCUGUACUCCUGAUGGAUGCUGAAAAGCGGAUCCGGCUACUACAGUUUGUCACAGGCACCUCCCGAGUACCCAUGAAUGGAUUUGCCGAACUUUAUGGUUCCAAUGGUCCUCAGCUGUUUACAAUAGAGCAAUGGGGUAGUCCUGAAAAACUGCCCAGAGCUCACACAUGCUUUAAUCGCCUUGAUUUACCUCCAUACGAAACCUUUGAAGAUUUGCGGGAGAAACUUCUCAUGGCUGUGGAGAACGCUCAAGGCUUUGAAGGGGUGGAUUAAGGCCUCCGGCGCCGGGGACGCUGCCCUUCCAGCAAGUUCUGCGUGCACUUUUUGCAUUUGCCUGGCAGACUUUUGCAGAGCCGGUGGCAGAAGCAGUUGCCUGGCCUGGCUCUGGAGCCCAGCUUGUCCAGGCCCGUGCCCAAGUUCCGCCAGGGCACGCAGCCCCAGCUCAAGUACCACCCCCUGUCACCACCGAUUCUCAACUGGUUGACGUGUACACUGAUCACAUUUCAGUGUUCUAUUUAUGUUGUGCCUCUGCAGGCAAAGCCCUUAAUAAAUAUUUUGCAGACUUUCUAAUGACAAUGAAUGGAAUUAAUCACGCUACAGGUAUAGUAUUACAACUCAUGUUUACUUUUUAAAAUGAUUUAGACCGAUUUUCAGAUUUUAUUUCAUUACAAUUAAAGAUGUCUCAUGUACUUGGAAAAGUGAGCAUAUUUUUUUUUUGUAUUUGAAUUUCAUAUCAAGCUUAAUGUCAGUGACAUUUUUAUUUUUGAAGUACUUGGACACUCUCACUCUCUACUUUAUUAGCAUUGGAAAACUCAUUUUCUCCAGAAGCCUUCUACACAGACCAAUGCUUGGAAAGAAUUUCAAAUAGAACCUUAAGCAUAACAAUUUUUUUUCCACGCUCAGAAUGAAAAUAAACUGGAUAUUACCCUUUUUUUGUACAAAUUUAGAUACCAGGUACAGACUGGAAGAAUUGUAACAUAGCAUGAUAUCUUUGCGUUAACUUGAAAGGGAUGACACCACUGUCUCUUAGAAGUGUCGCCGUGUGCCAUCACACAUUGAAGACAGGGUUGGACUGUCCUUUCGCAUCGGAAGCCCUUCACCUUUCCUGUGGCCGCACAGCCUCUUCUGACGCUGUUUUUCGCUUUGGUGUUUGUGGAGACAUUGCCAAUGGCAUUGCUUGAUUCAAAACUGAGGAAGCCAGAGUCAGUGGUGUUCUGUCUCCUUGGGCUAAACAGUAGCUAAUAACCCAUUCUUGCUGUAACUCUGGCAAUUCCAAAGGCACUUUAUGCAGGUUUUAUCUGGUUGUUGGUUUUUUGUUUUUUUUUGUUUUUUCCUCAUAAACCAUGUGAUUGUUUCUUUCUUCCUGCACACAUCCGUCUGGUGCGGUAUCUUAUCAAUUGUGUGAGUUAGGCUCCUCGUGAACACAGUUGUAAUGCUGAGUGAGCCUCCACACCGGUCUUCUCCAGCCAUUUUGUGAUUUCUACUCGACCACAAGGAUUUACUUACUCUGCACUUAGCCAAGUUGUGUGGCAUAAUGACCUAUUUUGCAUGCUUCGAUACUGUGUACUGCCCCCCCACACCAAGUCAUGUCUAUUGUGUGCUAGUUUAAAAGUGAGUUAGAAGACCCAGUGGGAUCCACUGAGCUCGAGCUGCCUGGUUGGCAAGGGUGAAAGAAUGUGGGUGUCUGCAGUUUGUAAGUCUCCGUUGCAGAAUUCUGUUGUGUUCUGAGAAGAUGCCUGAGGCAGUGUGGGAGUUGAGCACCCCUGCUGUCCCUGUGACUUGUGUUGUCCUAGACACCCACCCCACCCCCCGGAAGUUAGGGGACACAGGGUGUUUUGAUCUCUUGCCAGUUGUGAAAUGACAAAAAGAGUGUGGUCUCUGCUACAUAAGGAAGGGCCUUCAGUAUAAGAAAUUGCUCGUGUUUACGCAGCUGUGGGUGCCACGAAGGAGCCAUGGGCAUCCUUGGUUGGUGAAGCCCCAGAGGGUCGAAUCCCACCAGGCUGAGCUUUGGCUUCUUUCCAUAUGCUAUCGAGUAAUUACAAAAACAGUUAACACUCUAUUCUAUCCUUGCCUUCUGGUGAGAUUGUUUUUUCUCCUGUAGUUAACAGAUAUUGGGGGUGGGGAGGGGUGUCUUUUUUUAAUAACCUGCCAUGUCCAGAACUAUCUCUCUGUUACAAAGUGUGCCAAAGCCUGAGCUGAGCAGUGUUUUUUGAUUGAAGAAGAAACCAAAAUCUGUUCUAAUAACUGGGGUUCUGUAAUUCUGUAGGCUCUAGAUGGAACCACGUUAUUCACUAAGUACAAAGUAGUCAAGUCCUUUAAAAAUGCAAAAAGGGCCAGCAAGAUGGCUCAGUGAGUCGGGGUGCUUGUCACCAAGCCUGACAACCUGAGUUCAAUCCCUGGGACCCACCUGAUGGAAGGAGAGAACUGAUGUCUGCAAGUUGUCCUUUGACCUGACCCAGACAUGAUUUUUUUCAUUAAAAAUAUGAAAAAAAAAAAAAAAGACUUAAUUCCGAUCCUUGCUAAGCCAAGAGCAGGAAAGGCCUGUUGAAAUACACUCCUGAGAGUCCUUGAAAGGCCAGUCAAUGUAGCACCAGUUUACUGGUCCGUAAUUCAGAUUUCAGCGGUUGUUACUGAACUGGAGCAUCGGCCUGUUAGAAAGUAAAAAUACGGUUCCCUGUUGAUUCGGUUUGUGAAGUAUUACUUGUUACCUGAAAUGCCUGAUGUCUUGUCCCCAGAUCUUGAUGCCCAGGCCUGGUCAUCUUUGUACGAUAAUUGUACAUGGCAAUGGAAAGUAUGCCGUCCCUGGGGGACAAGAGGCGGGUCAUUCUUCGGGCCCCACUGCUGCAGACAGUAGUUGUGGAUCAUUCACCUUGAGGCUGCAGAGGGGCUUCCAGGAUUCCGCUUCCCUGUGGAAGGACUUUGAGCAUCAGGUGGCUGUCUUGUGUUUCUCUCCCUGCUCCUUUUAGUCCAUGGUAAGCCUGGAUUGGCCUGCUGACUCCAGAACAGGUGGUAGGCGUUGGUCUAUCCUCGGUGUCUUCAGUGUGCUAUCCUCGUCUGUCUGUAACACCAGUCUCUACUUUUCUGUGGCCGGUCCUCUGGCAGAUCACAAGAACCAGAGAUGCGUACUUUAUUCUUGUUUCCAGGGCCGAUGGAGCUUAGUGGCAGAGUGUUUGCCUAGCAUGUACUUAGCCGUAGAUUUGAUCCCCAUUGCUGGGGGCGGGGAGGGGUGUGGAUAAGAUAAAAAAUUCUGUUUCUGAGGACCUUAAGCAGGAGACCGCAGAGAAUCCUGACAUUCAGGGCAAAAAUGAUACAAAGCGACUUGACCUUGACACACAUCUUUUCCCCCAUAAAGGCUCAGCGGCAGACUCAUGGAAGUGGGUUGCAAAAAAAAUGUAACCACUUGUAUGUACAUCUCACAUGAUCUGUUGCUCUUGGUCUCACCAGAUUCCAGUUUGUUCUGAGAGCCAGGCUCAAAUACAGCAGCUUCUAAUGUGUUCUCUAUUUUCCUGAGAGUCUCGCAUCUCACCUCUGAAAUUUGGAAGUCUACAAAGAAAGCCUGGGUCCAUCUGCUGCCCGGCUCAUCCCCCCAGGAUUAGCUGUUUUUCUGUCUGCAACUCUCUACUCAUCUCAGUAACAGAAGGGAGAUGCUAUCUGUUGUCGUUCACUUCCUGGCCAGUAGGGGUGCUACUGUGCAGGGUCACUGCCUGCCUUUCUCCCUGUCUGGCUCCCAGAAGACCACAUGCUACCUCUGUUUCCUUCAUGCAUUGGGGUAUAUCCUAAGUCAUGUCAAAACUGCCAAUUUCAAGACUAGGAUAUGUUUAAAAAAAAAAAAAACUCCACUUUGUACCUUAGAUUUUAAAACUGGGUAGAAAUGUGAUAUACAUUGGACCACUUUUUUAAUUUCUAUAAGCCUUAAUGAACAGUGUAUAUACGUCUGUGUAUGCACUCCAUCCCAGAGUGUUUUCAGUGUGUCAGAGAAAAAGCUGUAGCGUUAGGACAUGAGCCUGUCUAGGGUUCUCUAGGAAAAGGGGUAGCUUUCUGUUUGGUAGGAAAUUUUCCAAGAAAACUUCUCAUUCAGCAUCUAUCUUUUAUUUGAAAUGUUAACGCUCCAAGUACGUGUUUGAAGCAACAUGUCUCUUUACUGGCUUUGUAUUUGUAAGGAGCGGCAGUAGAAAUCUAAGGGCAUCUGUUGGAGCGUGACCUCUGAUGUACUGCAUUCCCUCCACGGUGUCUCGGUGUAUUGACAGCCUUUGCUGUGACCAUGGCCUGUGUUGACAGAUGUCUGUUCUUGUGUAAGCCAGUCUACACCUCAUACUCAGACUGAUUUUUGCGUACCUUGUCACAGUGUUCUUCAUGUUGACUCGGUGACCCUGUUCUUCCUCUGGCUACCCCAGAUGUAACAUAUAUACAUAUAUAUGUAUGUAUGCUGUCCAAAUAUAUUUGUAUAUAUUUGUAUAGCAUUUUUACACCUUAGGAGUAAUCUGGAUUCAAAAGGGAAUGAGAACUUAGUCCCGUCUACAGUUUUCUCCAAGUCACGUCCUGAGAAUUCUGACUCUCAGCGCCUGAGAACCCUAGAAAGGUAUUGGCUUGCUAUCAUUUCUUAAUUCAGGAUCUGUUAUCAAAUGAAAACGUUUUUUUAAAGUGACUUUGAAGGUAAAAAGAGUUUCAAGCAUUCCAAAUGAGUUCUCAGUGUUUCUUAACUUUUUAUUCUAAUCCUACCCCUAACAAAGCUGAGUGCUAUUUGAUACAAUGGUCAAAACCAAACUACCUUGAUGUUUUUUCUAAGACCGCUUAAUGGCUGAUACUCGCUUUCCCAGUCUGGGAAGCUCGAACCUAGCUUGAAUCUGGUACACACGCCAAGUUCCACAGUCAAGUCCUUUUCUUUCUUCUUGAGAGAUAUAAAGAGAUACUGUAGCUUGUUUUCCUGACAGCAAAUGGGAAAAAAGAAAAUGUGACAAAGUGAAGUUGUUGUAAAGCGGGGAUGCAACUUGUCAAAUAUUUAAUAAAGAAUUAUGAAAGCUGGAACAUUUCCUACAUAA
Molecule: messenger RNA, 7923 nt
Organism: Peromyscus californicus insignis
Lineage: Eukaryota; Metazoa; Chordata; Mammalia; Rodentia; Cricetidae
Gene: Nedd4l
Product: NEDD4 like E3 ubiquitin protein ligase
Exons: 30
Coding region: 287-3157 (956 amino acids)
Biological process (GO): ubiquitin-dependent protein catabolic process; regulation of dendrite morphogenesis
Molecular function (GO): ubiquitin protein ligase activity; protein binding; sodium channel inhibitor activity
Source: RefSeq, a predicted model, not a curated record